This is a messenger RNA of Labrus mixtus (cuckoo wrasse), 1254 nucleotides long. RefSeq names its product small integral membrane protein 12 (gene smim12). The transcript is spliced from 2 exons. Bases 144 to 416 code for a protein of 90 amino acids. The record is from RefSeq and is a predicted model, not a curated record. Lineage: Eukaryota; Metazoa; Chordata; Actinopteri; Labriformes; Labridae.
CCGAGAAUGAAGGUAGGUGAAGCCUCAGCCAAUAAGCUUUUAGCAGGAAGGAAACACAGAGUCACACGGAAAUUGCGUAGAGUCACUGCUGUACCAACGUGCUAACGGUAAAGCAUCUCUAGGAGCCAAAUCAGUGUGCAGUCAUGUGGCCUUUGGUCUGGACGGCGAUGCGCACCUACGCUCCUUACAUCACUUUCCCCGUGGCCUUCGUCGUGGGAGCCGUGGGCUACCAUCUGGAGUGGUUUGUCAGGGGGACCCCGACACCCCGGGAGGACCGGAGCAUCCUGGAGCUGAGGGAGGAGAGGAAGCUGCAGGAACAAGCGGGCAUGGACAGCACCCAGGUGCUCAGCCUGAAGGACAGACUGGAGUUCGCACCCAAAGCGGCUCUGAACAGAAACCGCCCUGAAAAGAGCUAACCCGCAGUGGGCGGUAGAGACUGGUUUGUUUAGUACCGAUGGAGAGAGGUGGUAUAGGGGGAGAAAAGGGGUUGAACCAGAGUGACAAAACACUCGCUCUUGCCAUUUACCAACACAGUGUCACUCCUGCCACCAAGAGGCAUUAGCAUACGUGUGUAAAUAUCAGACACCUUUUACAAGGUAGACGGCUGAUAAGAAUAAAGAAGGUAUUCUCAGUCUGUUAAUGGACUCACGUGUAUGCACUGUUUGUGUUUUUUUUACCAUCCCUCUCACGUUGCUCUUGCCUGUUUGUGCAUGGAUGUAUAACAAAAGCAAGACACUGGAACGACAAACUCUAAAACAUGGAACCUCUGGAUGAUUAAGUUGUGUCCUGGCUUUAUUAACAUCGUAUUGUUGCAACUAUGGCACAAACAUGUUGUGUCUUCGCUGGUAAAUCUCACAAAUGUUAGGCUACUUGUUUUGUCACUUUCUCUUUGUCACAAUUGUGUUUCUCCUUUAAUGUUCCGUGGUACGUCGAGGAAGGACGUCAGAUUGUCAACAUGAAAGCAAAGAAAGCAAGGCGUGCGUGUGUGUGUUGUGUUAGUUCUUUUUAUCUCGGCUGUCCUUUGAUGGUAUGUGACAAUAAGCCAACAGUAGUGUGGGAGGUCUCUCAGGAAGUUUAAGCUGCUUAGUCCUAUAGCCUGAAACAUCCGCACAUUUUUAUUUUAAAGGGUCCACAGUUUGUGUGGUUGUGUUUUUGAAAAGUGUGAUAAAUAAAGGAACGUGUUUUCAUGCCUCUCACUGUAAACUCAUCAGUUAAUGUGGGCAUUUUUCCAGAAUAAUAAAGAAAUAGACAUGA